Messenger RNA from Cydia strobilella, 3575 nucleotides. It is a transcript of the gene GCS1, whose product is annotated as mannosyl-oligosaccharide glucosidase. Gene Ontology annotation, molecular function: Glc3Man9GlcNAc2 oligosaccharide glucosidase activity. Lineage: Eukaryota; Metazoa; Arthropoda; Insecta; Lepidoptera; Tortricidae. The record is from RefSeq and is a predicted model, not a curated record. Gene Ontology annotation, cellular component: endoplasmic reticulum membrane. The transcript is spliced from 16 exons. The coding region runs from base 113 to 2533 and encodes 806 amino acids. Gene Ontology annotation, biological process: protein N-linked glycosylation; oligosaccharide metabolic process.
UUGACCAUACAAACGCCGACAGAUCAAACACAAAAAUCUAUAGAUAACUUAAGAAACCACGUCAAUUAAGCACAUAUGUAACUAGUUAAAGCAUUAAGUUAAGUGUAAAACGAUGGUUCGGAAUAGGAAAACCGUCCAUAUUCAGCAUACGCAUCGGGGAAAUGCGACCAGUAGCAGUUCGGCUAGCAGCGAUACGGGUACUGGCAGCCGCACACUAAAAGUUCUUUCGGGAUGGAAAACUGUGAUAGGAUCCGUGUGUCUUACUGUUGCUGUGUACGUCGGGACUUUAGGGUACUUAGAAACCAGGGUGAACACCCCCUUCAGCGAUGAGAAGAUUGUAUCAGAGACAGGUCUGGCUGUCCCCAGCCGGUAUUGGGGCUCAUACCGGCCCGGAGUGUACCUGGGUAUGAAGAGCCGAGAGCCCCGCUCCCCCGUCUUUGGGCUCAUGUGGUAUGACUUGACCAGUGUGGCGCAGAAGGGCAUCAGGCAUUGGUGCGACCAGGGCGACAACCUCCCCUCCUACGGCUGGCUGCAGCAUGACGGGGAGCAGUGGGGGGAGCAACGCAUCCUAGAUCCCCCCCACGAGAUCUACACCUCCUUUGUCAAGACUCCGGGAGGCGAGCAUGGCGGACAUUGGACUGUCCGCAUCAAUGUUACUGCCAAGAGCAACGCCUAUUCCCCGUACGUGCUGGUGUGGUACGGAGCCCUGGACGAGUCGCUGGGGCCGGCGGCGCCGCUCUCCCGCCUGUGGCUGGAGGGCGGCGCCCUGCACGGCCACACGCCGCAACUGCACAAUUUCCGGGUCAACUUGGUGCCGCUGAAGGGGAAGGUCCUCCACACUUCGUUCUCCGAAGGCCACGCACCAGGCCUGCAUCUUCUGAAGGAGAAGUUCUAUUCCCUUCUUAAAGCUGAACCACACCCUACUUUCGGUAGAAUAGCAGUACUUAGCCCUGACGAGGAACUGAGAAACAAGGAGGCAGAGGUAAACUUCGUACCAAUCCAGAUGAUAGUGGAGCCCCCGUUCGUGAUGGACGUGGUGUUCACUAUAGAGGACCUCCCCACCCCCCCUUUGAAGGGCGACGAAUAUACCAGGGUGUUAGAAGAUAAGAAGAGGUUCUUCAACGACGAGUUUGAGAGGAAGUUCGGCUUGAGACAGAAGAACUAUUCGGACCAGGACGUCAGCAUAGCACAGGCGGCUCUGUCGAAUAUGAUCGGUGGCAUCGGGUACUUCUACGGCGCGGGCCGCGUGCGAUCACAAUAUACAAGAGAACCGGUGCCUUACUGGAGGGCUCCUCUAUACACCGCUGUACCUAGCAGAUCAUUCUUCCCCCGCGGUUUCCUGUGGGACGAAGGUUUCCACGGGCUCCUCAUCCAGCGCUGGUCUCCAGAGAUCCAGAUGGACAUAGCGGCUCACUGGCUGGAUCUCAUCAACGUUGAGGGCUGGAUCCCCAGGGAACAAAUACUUGGAACGGAGGCCCUGGCAAGGGUCCCUAAAGAGUUCGUAGUGCAAAGCAACGCGGCAGCCAACCCUCCCAUGCUGCUACUAACCAUCGCCCACCUCGUCAAAACACAACCUCAACUCUUCCAACCACACUGGCCUUUGAGAAGGACGUUGGACCGAAUGUUUACCAGACUACAAAGCUGGUACCAGUGGUUCCAGUCGUCGCAGAAGGGAGAUGAACCCACGACCUAUCGCUGGCGAGGCCGGGAGGACGACGGGCUGCAACUUAACCCGAAAACAUUGACUUCGGGCUUGGAUGACUAUCCCAGAGCGUCACACCCGUCAAGUAUAGAGCGUCAUGUAGACCUGCGAUGCUGGAUGUACGCGGCCGCCGACGCUAUGGCGACCAUAGCUGACGUACUACAGAGAGAUACUACCAGAUUUGAGGCGACCCGAGACCAGUUAGGCGACGAAGAGUUGCUUAACCAGUUGCACUGGUCGCCGCACACUCAGACUUAUGCAGACUACGGUUUGCACACGGACGGCGUCCGGUUGGUCCGGCAGCCGGCCAAGCGUCCGGGAGAGACCGCUAAAGUAGUCCGGAGCGUCACUGUACCGCCUGAACCUAAACUGGUCACAUCUGCCUUCGGCUACGUGUCCCUCUUCCCCUUGCUGCUAAAAGUUCUGAAACCCGACAGUGAGAACCUGGGCACGAUACUUCGGGACCUGGAUAAGCCGGACCUGCUGUGGUCUAAAUAUGGACUCAGAUCACUUUCGAAAUCAUCACCACUCUACAUGAAACGGAACACAGAACAUGAUCCGCCAUAUUGGCGCGGUCAAGUAUGGAUCAACGUCAACUAUCUCGCUCUGGCGGCCUUGAAACACUACUCUAGAGAGGGACCGCAUGCUGUGCGAGCGGGACAGCUGCACGACAGACUGAGAGAGAAUAUCGUUCGUAACAUUUUGUCCGAGUACCGCCGCACGGGGUACUUUUGGGAGCACUAUUCGGAUGUGGACGGCUUCGGCGCCGGCUGCCGGCCCUUCACCGGCUGGACCGGGCUACUACCGCUCAUCAUGGCUGGAGAAUACUAAUUAGGGUUCCGUACCCAAAGGGUAAAAACGGGACCCUAUUACUAAGACUCAUCUGUCCGUCUGUCUAUCAUCAGGCUGUAUCUCAUCAACUGUGAUAGCUAGACAGUUAAAAUUUUCACAGAUGAUGUAUUUCUGUUGCCGCUAUAACAACAAAUACUAAGUACGGAACCCUCGGUGGGCGAGUCCGACUCGCACUUGUCCGUUUUUUAGGAUUCCGUACCCAAAGGGUAAAAACGGGACCCUAUUACUAAGACUCCGCUGUCCGUCUGUCUGUCUGUCACCAGGCUGUAUCUCAUGAACCGUGAUAGCUAGACAGUUAAAAUUUUCACAGAUGAUGUAUUUCUGUUGCCGCUAUAACAACAAAUACUAAUAAGUACGGAACCCUCGGUGGGUGAGUUCGAUUCGCACUUGUCCGUUUUUUUAUAUAAGUACCCCUUCAUUGCCUUUAAUCAUGGGGAGUAUUAACUCCUCAUAGUUCUGGGGCCUCGGUACUUUUCGCACUGAAACUGUGUUUUUUAUUCCGUUAUGGUGGCAAAUAAGCAAAAAUAACUGAUCUUUUAAGGCAAAGUUACAUUAACCUCGUAAGGCCCACCAUACAAAGUUUCCCUAUUUUUAAUUUGAAUUGAACCUUGUUGUAUAGAAGAUUAGGGAGACUUUCGUUUGUUUUAGAAAACAAUGAAACAAAAGAAAUGCUACUUAAUUCAGUUAGUGUAAGGUUCAAAUUAGAUUGAAACAGAGUGUACAUUGUAAUGCACAUUGGGCCUUACGAGGUUAAGACAUUAGCAUACCUAUUCACUAUGCCGUAUUUGCUGAAAUAUGUAGAUAUUGUAUAAAUUGCAUUCCUUUUUUUAGCGCAGAAAAAACAUCAUUCUUAUAUUUAAGCAUAUACUGCGUAUUGUAGGGGCUUUUAAUUUUGCUUUAUUUAUAAGACUUUUAGUUAAUUUGAAGUGUAAAGUAGGAAAAUAUUUGUUAUUUUAAUUUUGUGAAGGUAGGUAUAUUGUUUGAUUAUAAAAUAAAUUGUUACUACAAAAUUACAAACUCA